AUGCCACCGAAACAAGCACAACAAAAAGCGAAGCCGAAAGCCGCGAACACCUCAGAUAAGAAUAUGGCCAACGAUAACGCUGGGGCGGAGCAAUGCAAUAUUCCAGAGCAUGAAAUUAAACAGAAUGCUGGCGUAUCUGCCAGCAUGGCGCUGCAGGCAGGUCAAAAGGCUUGGGAGUUGAGACAAGCGGCACAUGGAGCUGGCGAUGCAAAGGCAAGGGAAGAGAUUUUGGCGAAAGCAAUCAACAAGGAGAUUGAAGCUGAAAGCUUCGGAAAAGCCGCAAAGUACACACAGACUGGUGCUUUCCAGGGUCUUGCAGCUGGUGCAGGGUUGGGAGUACAGCCGGGUGUUACCGUCGGGAAAUUGACCGGAGCGCUCGUCGGUGGCGUGGUAUCAACGGUGACUGGUCUUCUUGGUGGAGGUAUUGGCUCCGUGUAUGGUGCCAUGUCAGGUCCAUUCUGGGAUCUGGGAGAAAUGGCAAGCCAAGGAGUUCAAGGAGUUGUGGGGGACUUCCUUCCUGAUAUCAAGUCGACACCAUCGCAAAAGAAGGCAUUGGAGAAGAUGGUUAUGCAAACAAAAGAGACGCAAGCACCUUCAAAGGAAGAGUUGGAUCAGAUGAAAAAUGACGCACCGGAUCAAAUGCCGCAGUCUUGGUCACAGUCAGCAAAAGAUAUGACAAGUUGGCGACCGAAGAUGCCGAGUAUGCCGUCAGCCAAGGGUGUAGGGGGCGCGCUUGGAUUGGGAGGCGUCGGGGCUGCUAUGAACCCUUGGGGAGGAAAGGGCGAAGAUCAAACGCAACAAGGCUCUUCUCAGCCAAAGCAACAACCGCAGAAGCAAGCCCAGAAGGCCUCGACCCCGACACCGAAACAGCGGAAGAAGCCUAGGAAGUUGGGACAGCCGGUUGGAGACGCGCAGAAGAGCGGGGAUGGUGCACCGACGCCGGCUGCGAAGAAGGCGCCGCGGAAGUUGCAGCAGAAGAGUGCUGCUGCUGUGUGA
Messenger RNA from Pyrenophora tritici-repentis Pt-1C-BFP, 996 nucleotides. Lineage: Eukaryota; Fungi; Ascomycota; Dothideomycetes; Pleosporales; Pleosporaceae. The record is from RefSeq and is a predicted model, not a curated record.